This is a messenger RNA of Zingiber officinale, 1894 nucleotides long. Its product is annotated as ultraviolet-B receptor UVR8-like. The transcript is spliced from 9 exons. Lineage: Eukaryota; Viridiplantae; Streptophyta; Magnoliopsida; Zingiberales; Zingiberaceae. The coding region runs from base 163 to 1644 and encodes 493 amino acids. The record is from RefSeq and is a predicted model, not a curated record.
CUCUCUCCCUCCUUUUGCGCCUCGCGUGAGGUUCGGUGCCUGCCCGUUCCCUGCUUCUCGGAAUCGCCUCAGCACUAAAUCUUCUCCUUCAGAAUCGAUCGAUUGCUACCGAUUUAUUCGAGUUUCUUUCCCAGUUAGGUGAUUUCACGAGUCACAUAGAAAAUGGACAUUGAUGAAAUACUUUGUGAUGUCCGGGUUGUCAAUCUUCCGACCAAGAGUGCAAUUUAUAUCUGGGGUUAUAAUCACAACGGGCAGACAGCAAGGAGGGGAAAAGAAUGCCACCUGAGGAUUCCAAAGAGUCUUCCACCGAAGCUCUUUAAUUGUGCUGGAGGAGAGAUCCUCAGAUGGUUGGAUAUUUCUUGUGGCAGAGAACACACUGCAGCAGUAGCUUCUGACGGAUCUCUAUUCACAUGGGGUGCUAAUGAUUUUGGUCAGUUGGGAGAUGGUACAGAGGAGAGAAGAAAGUAUCCCAUAAAAGUCAAGUCAUUGCAAACAGAAUAUGUGAAAUCUGUUUCCUGUGGAGCACAUUGCACUGCUGCUAUUGCAGAACCUCGAGAAAAUGAUGGCAUAUCAUCCAGAAGCAGGCUUUGGAUCUGGGGACAAAAUCAGGGAUCAAACCAUCCUCGUCUAUAUUGGGGAGCCUUUGCUUCAAAUACGGUUAUAUGCCAAGUUUCCUGUGGAGCAGCUCAUGUAGUGGCUCUCUCUGAGGAAGGCUUACUCCAAGCAUGGGGUAAUUAUUCAACACUCACGCGCUUUCAAAAUGUUGGUUGGUUUCUAAUACUUGGCUACAAUGAGUAUGGCCAGCUUGGCAGGGGUGUCACUUCUGAAGGAUUACAGGGAGCUCGGGUAUUGAAUGCCUUUGCCAAGUUCCUAGAUGAACCCCCUGAGCUUGUGAAGAUCAGGCAAGUGGCAUGCGGGGAGUACCACACAGCAGCAAUAUCUGAAGAUGGUGAUGUGUAUACUUGGGGUCUGGGAAACAUGGGACAGCUUGGUCAUUCUUCUUUGCAGAGUGGUGACAAAGAGCUGCUACCAAGGCAGGUAGUUGCGCUUGAUGGUAUAGCCAUAAGGGAUGUGGCAUGUGGUGGAGUUCAUACUUGUGCUUUAACUGUAAAAGGAGCACUGUACACGUGGGGUGGUGGCCAGGCAGGGCAGCUUGGACUGGGUCCUCAGAAUGGUUUCUUUUCCUGUUCUCUGAAUACAUCAGAUAUACUGCUGCGCAAUCUUCCGGUCUUAGUCAUACCUAAUGGUGUAAGGCUUGUUGCCUGUGGUCAUUCUCACACGCUCAUCUCCAUGAGAGAUGGAAGAAUUUAUGGUUGGGGAUACAAUUCCUAUGGUCAGGCAGCCAAUGGGAAAUCCACAUAUGCCUGGUCCCCUUCACCAGUCGAUUGGUGUGUCGGGGAGGUUAAAAGGCUGGCAGCUGGUGGUGGUCAUUCGGCUGUGUUAACUGAUGCUCACACCUUGAAAGAAUUGUGCGAGUUCAGGCUUGCAGAGAGUGUAAAUCUAUCUAAUUGCUUUACAAUUGCUGAUAUUGCAUCUCGAACUAGUGCAGAUUCCUUGGCACGACUGUGUAAAAGAUAUAGGGAACAUUUGGUUGAACAGGGUAAUUGUGAUAACCAAGAGGAAGAAGCCAGCCCAGAGUUCUAAAGCCCAGGGUUAUCACUCUGGUCCAUUCAUCAUUCAACUAUUUAUUGUUAAUAUGUGAUAGUAAAAAUUACUAAACAUUAUCCUGUUAAACAGUGAUUGUGUUAAUAUACUUGGAACUGGUCUGUAAAGAUCAAUUACAUUUUAUUAUUUGGUUAAAACAGCUUUUGACCAUUAAAAUGUCUUUGGUCAAAACAAAGAUAACAUUGUAGCACCUAUGACAAAAUUUAAAAGUUUGUUUUUAUCAUUAUUA